GCUGUGUCUGCAGGGGGCCAUGGAGGAGCAGCGCCAGGAGGGUCCCGGAGGAGGGGGCAGCCGUGGGGACCACCACGAUGGCGCCUGUGGUGGCCACCGAGAUGGUGGCCAUGGGGACAACCAAGAUGGCAGCCAUAGGGACAACCAAGAUGGCAGCCACCACCAAGGUGUCAGUCACAAGGACAACCAAGAUGGCGGCCAUGGGGACAACCAAGAUGGCAGCCGCCAAGAUGUUGGUCACAGGGACAACCAAGAUGGCGGCCAUGGGGACAACCAAGAUGGCAGCCACGGUGGUCACCAAGAGGUUGGUCGCAGGGACAACCAAGAUGGCGGCCAUGGGGACAACCAAGAUGGUGGCUACCAAGAGGACCCCAAUGUCACCCAUGGCAGCCCCCAAAAGGACAACCAUGGUGGCCACCAAGACGGUCACCACGAUGGCAACAAACAAGAUGGUGGCCACCAAGACGUCAGCCAUGGCCGCCAUGUCACCCAUGGGUGCCACCAGGAGGACACCUAUGGGGACAACGCGGUGCCACCGCCCUACAAGAAGCCACGGCACUGCCACCGCUGUCCCACCGCCAUGUCACCGGGUGUCACCGCCGCCAGGUCCCGCUGCAGGUCCUCCAAUGUCACCUCCACUGUCGGUGUCACCCCAACCAUCGGUGUCACCUCCGCCAAUGUCACCUCCAUCAGUGUCACCCCAACGCUUGGUGUCACUUCCAUCGGUGUCACCUCGACCGAUGUCACCUCCACCGAUGCCACUUCCACCAUCGGUGUCAACUCCACCAGCGUCACCUCAACCAGUGUCACUUCCACUGGCGUCUCCCCAGCCACCGGUGUCACCUCCGCCGAUGUCACCUCCACCAGGUCCAGAGGUUCCACCAUCACCACGUCCAUCUCUGAUGCCACCGGAGCAGCUGUCACCUCCAGAACACCCAAAACUGUCACCAUCACCAGGUCCAGAGAUACCACCAACACCACCCGGUCCCAAAGUGUCACCGUCACCCGGUCCCGAGGUGCCACCACCACCAGGGCUGCGUCCAAAGCCACCAGAGAUGCCACCACCAUGAUGGACACCUCUGAAACCUCCGUCGGCGUGGUGACAACCACCGGAGGUACCACGGUUGUGAUGGAUACCUCCAAAAGCACCGUCGGUGCUGUCGUGGCCACCAGAGGUGCCACCACCAGAAGUGCCACCACCAGAGCUGCCACCACCAGAGGUGCCAUCGGCCUGACGACAACCAGCAGAGGUACGACCACCAAAGGUACAACCAGCAGAGGUACCGCCAGAGACGUCACCAAAGGUAUCACCACCAGAUCUACCACCGCCACCAGAUCUACAGCCGCCAGAGGUGCCACCACCAGAGCUACAACCAUGAGAGACAUCAGGCGGGUGACAACCACCAGAGGUACAGCCGGCGGUGCCAUCAGAGAUGCCACCAGAGAUGUCAUUGGAGGUGCCGCAGGGUGUACUGCCGGAGAUACCAUCAGAAGAACCAUCGGGGAUACCGUCAGAGGUACCCCUGGAGAUACCAUCGGAGGAACCGUCGGAGGAACCACCGGAGCCUCACCUGACGGCACAACUGGCGGCGAUACCACCGGAGAGUCAACUGGAGACGGUGCCACCACCACCAUCACCACCAACAGAGCCUGCGGUGACCCCAAGCCCCCCUCAGAAACCACCACCACCACCAACAGCGCCCAUCGGGGACCCCAAACCCCCCCCAGACCCCCCCACCACCACCCAUGAUGACCUCAGACCUCCCCCAAACCCCCACCACC
Messenger RNA from Meleagris gallopavo (turkey), 1782 nucleotides. The record is from RefSeq and is a predicted model, not a curated record. Lineage: Eukaryota; Metazoa; Chordata; Aves; Galliformes; Phasianidae.